UACCGAAUCCGCAAAAAAAGAAGAGCGUUGUGCUGGAGAAAGUCCCACUUCUUGCCCUGCCGGCCGCUGCUUGGCACGGGUAUUGUUUUAUCUGCGCGCUCGGAACGUGCAAGUACUAGUAGUAGUAGCACGUAACGACUACGUUGAUCCUGAUUAGUGUCUUCUCUCAAGUAAAUCCAUCGCCCAGGCCCCUCACUCAGGUCCCUGUUACCCUGGGCCUGGAGACACGCUUUGCUGACGCCACGGUCUCCUUGCAGCCGGGCUGGCUUAGAGUUGGUCGCAGGAGGAGGGCGCGGAGGCGGUCAUCAUGGAGCAGGACGAGGAGGGGGUCGCCAUGGAGGAGGAGCAGGACGCGGAGGCGGUCCAUAUGGAGGAGGAGCAGGAGCUGCAGCUAGGAGGAAUCGCGAUCAGCGCGACGCCAAUGAGCACUGGGGACAACGUGCAUAUGAACAUCCGUCGCAAUGCUCAGGGCGAAGCUGGACCAUGCAUCAUCGAAGUCGGAGCUAUUGACAGCCAGCUGCUGGAGGACAAACAUGUCAGGAAUGGCAACAUCAAUAGCCACGUGAAAGGUGUGUGGAGCGUGACCGCCACCACGACUUUUGUCAACGGUACCCCGAGCCCCCAGAUUGAAAAUGGGCUUGUCAAGAAGCUACAAGUUCGUGAUACGCUGUCGAUAGAAUUGACCGGAGACCGAAGGCUGAGGCUGCAGCGGCAUUCUGCCAACGAUUCCGAUACGUUUGUUUUCCCGGAGCCGAUCACGGCAGAUGUCCAUUUCUUCGUCGGAGUGCACAGUGGCGUGACGGUUUCGCUGGUCGACCAGCCGCAUGCUGACGAGUCAGAGUUGGAACCUGGCCCGCGGACUGAUCUUCAGGAAGUCGAGAAGGCUCAGCAAGAAGCAGCCAACCGAGGCGGAACCACAACCAUUCGCUUCCUGCACGUGGCUAUCCUCGGAGCAGCCCGCGUCGGGAAGACUAGCCUGCUGAAUGCACUCAUGGAUAAGGAUCACAACAAAGACGAACUCAGCACACCAGGCAUGCGCACGUCGUAUGCUACCACCGAGGUCUCCCGAGAGAGACGGUUUGUGGAAUGCGACGAUAUAUCGCAAGCCAUGAAUCAGCUCUACAUCACCACUAUGCUGCGCACGUUUUCUGUUGUGGCAGACCGCAACAAGGAGGAUGAGAGGCAAGUAGAAACGAGUGCAGCAAAGGCCAACACGGAUGUGCCCGAAGCUGCUGAGGUUGUGGAUGAAAAAGAUGGAGCACCUGAUGUCAGUCAGCCGAAGCCUGUCGAGCAGCCGUCUGACAAGCAACUAUUUCGCAAUGCAAUCCACGAGACGGUCGCCGACUUUCUCAAGCGUAACAUGGGUUUCAUUCAUGAGCAAGCAAACAGGCCCGACUACACUGUCGUCACCUUCCGUGACCUUGGCGGGCAGCAGGUCUACCAGUCUGUGCAGCCUCUCUUCAUGUCGAAGAACACCACGUUCAUUGCUGCGUACAACUCAUCUCAAGAUCUCCUGGAGAGGCUGCCUAAGAUGGAGGAGACCCGCGUUGGCAAGGAGGAGUACGUCGAGCGAACCACUCUACCCUCGGAUGCAACUCGACUGGACCAGCUACUAUCCUGGCUUGACAUGCUUCUGCUCCAUGCCAAAGCCGACACUGAAGAAAGUACUACGGAUGAUGUGCUCAUGGUUGGCUGCCAGAGUGACGUGUUGCUGAAGACCAAACUGAAAGAUCCACGCAAGCUACUCCAGCAGAAGAUCAAGAACUCGCCCUACGAGUCCUUGGUGUAUAACGACGAGUCACACUUUAUCAUCGAUAGCACCAGGUUCACCGCAGGUGAGGGUACUCAUCCCGAAGAGCUGCAGCGCCUAAGAAAAACCAUCAUCGACCGCUGUGCAGAGAGCGAACGUGCUAUCCCACUCCCAUGGCUGCGCUUCUGUAUUGCCAUCCACAUGCUGAAGAAGGCGGUUCCGAUGCCGUGGGUUUCCUACGAGGAAGCCACGUUUGUGGCCAAGUCAAUUGAUGCCAUUGACGUCAACGGUGAUGUUGAGCGGCAGAUGAAGCAUCUACUGCAGUACUGCCACGAAGCCGGCCACCUGGCGUACUUCCCUACGUUCACGCUGGAAGGCACCGUCAUCCUCGAUCCACAGUUUGUUUUGGACUGUGUUAGUGGCCUUGUGUACCCGGUGUUUGAUAAGUCAAUCAAGCCUGUUGACCGACGCCAGUGCUGCAAAGGUUUCAUGACGGACUCACAAGCCCGCGUUGUGCUCGACCAGAAGUUUCGUCGGGAGCCAGAAUCGCGGAGUUCCAUGAUGUGGUACGCAGUAAAAUCUAGCUGCGACGAAUUCCGUCUCAUCUUUGAGAUCCUGGAAGAGCUCUCAGUACUGGCCAUUGUUGACCGGAGCAGCCCCGCAACCAGUGCCAAGAGCGAGUUCAUAGUGCCAGCGAUCAUCAAGGAUGAUCCUGAGCAGGCAAAGGAGCUCAAGUGCAGGUCACAAUGCGCUUAUGUCUGCCUACAGCGCACUGGUGACGUUGCCGUUCAGGAUAAGUUCAUGCACUUUCCUGUCUUCCUGUACUGGCAGUGUGUGGUCGAAGCGCUGCUGAGAUCCCCCAAUCGAGCGGCCAGCACACUGUCGCUGUGCAGCGUGCGUCUGUACUGGAACCGGAACGACUGGCCGUGGCUACACAUCUGCUACACACGGAGUGGCCUGCAGCUGUACCUGGAGGGUAAACCACGCAGUGCCAAUGACACCAGCGGGAAGACAACGCUGGAUGCCGUCAAAGAGAUCGUCACCGCUGUGCUAGACAAGUGGAAGCUGGUCGCGCAGCCAGUCAGCUCUCUGCCGUGUCCUUGUGGAAAACAGCUUGCCGACAGCAACUGCUUGCUACAUGGCCUGCCAAACUGCACAAUACCAAGCUGUGCACACGCGCUGCUGAACGUGGUUGAUGGCGAGUUUCCCAUGUGUCCUCUGGAUAGGACGAUGGUUGAAAUUCGAGACCAGGCCAUGUUCUGGCUGGGUCUAGAUCAGAUCGAGAAAAAGCUGUGGGCAGCGAAAGGACAAAGCACCGCAGCAUCGCAGGAGUGGGUGAACUUCAAGGCCCUCAGCAACCUUGAGCGAAGGAAUAGGCUGAAUCGCAUCCGUGAUGUUGUGGCCGUGGCCGUCAAACCUGUGCAUGACAUUGGAUUUCACCUUUUGGCAGCACAGUUCCCGGACUGUCCGGAAGGCCCGAAGGCGGCGAUCGUGGACAAAGCCCAUCCGGAGACCAGCCCAUUUUGCUUGUUCGAUGCUGUGACUCAGCUAUGGAGCGACCUCUGCGAGGCAAUGGGCGGCGAAGACAUGUACAAGGCUGUGGAGCGUGCGAAUGGGGUUGGAAAGGCGGAGGACAUCAAGAGAUUCUGCCUCGUCUCCAUGGAAGUUUCAAGUGCAUGUACAGGUGCAGCUGCCCAAAGCCAGUAGUCUCUCUCCUGCAAGUUGCACCGUCACCAUGGUGUCGUCGACCGCCCGCACCUCCUGGUCGCAAGUGCUCGUCGACGCCAGGUUGGUGCUUGCACAAGUCAUGUUUGCUGCAGGUGGUAGACAUGGGGGUGCUGCUUACUAGCCAGCACAUCGUGUCUUCUCUCCUCUCUUAUCUCUUUUGUACAAAUUCAUCACUGGUAGUGGACUCCUAGUGCAAGAACGGCACAUGCUCGAGACUAGUCCCGUAAUAUUUCUCUGCUGCCGUCGGUUUGACAGCGUCUGCUCCCCACGAAAUCUACUUCAGUACAUGUACAUGUACGUGUAUCUUCUGCUGCAUCCACUCACCUGUUCCUGCUUUCUUGGGCUCUUCUACUGGAGUGUCCAUGGAUGUGGAUGGCCAGCAUGAUUGUACAUGUGUGUUAAAUCGACUGGUUCGGUCGUUUGUUGACUGCCCCGUUGACUCAUUCAUCAGUUGAACUGUUUACGCAACGGCGUAACAGCUCGUCGUUUUGCCCCAAUGCCAGCUGGCCAGAGCGUCUCCUCAUUGAUCCAGCUGACCGCGACGUUUUGCCGCCCGUUGAUCAACAUGUCGCCCAAUCCAUCGGUCUGCAUGCAUCACUGCUCCUACAGCCGAACCCUCAUCCUGGUAGUCAUCCCAUACCCCGGUAUGGAGUAUUCGUAAUUAUAUGUAUCUGAGAACAUGACGUCGUCCGAUCCGUCGUUCUGCAUGCAUCACCGUUCAUUUGGUGCGUGCUUUUGGCCGUGAUGCCAAGACCUUAGGCCGGCAGAGCUAUCAAUGCCCUGCCACCACUGCUGCGUGUCGGUGCAGCCCCUGCCCAGUAGUUGUCACGUUUGUCCUAGCCUCAGUACCAUUGUCUUUCAUUAUUAUUUACGAGUUGAGUAUAAUUAUGAACAUAGUAAAAAAAAUUCAGCACAUGCUGGCUGGCUGAUAAUCGACCCAGACCAGUCUAGGCCUAAGGUUGGCCCGUUGCUACGUUUGUGCUGCCUCUCGUCCUGUCUGGGCACACGCUUGACUUUGUCUCUCUCCCCCUCUCUCUUGUAGUUGCAGGAGCUUGCCUGGAUAUGUACCGCUUUCUCUAUAUAACUUUUGCAUUAUUGCUCCAUUUCGUCUACCCAUGGAUCUGAGUUCUGAGCUGGCCCCUAAGUCGUAUCCAUCUGUCCCUUCUUCUUUCUACUUUUAAUAUCGGCUUGGAAUCUUAGAUUAGUGCGAUUAGUAGACACAUGCGUUCGUCUCCUGCAUUCAAAAGAUGUGUUUAGAUCAGAAUAGUGUUAGCUUCGGACAGCGUGUAUGACAACAGCCCUUGAUUGACUAGGAUUUUCAUCUUGCUCCGGCUCUAUGCGUUGAUUUGGUCCUGGGCGUGCUGCAACAAUGACGUGUGUAUAGGCCGUGCAGUGUGGCUGAGAGCACGCAGCCACGUGCUGCAUGCAGCAAGGGUUAGAUCGAGGUUGUUUUCCACAGACAUGCAAUAGUUCUAAAUACCGGAACAGGUGUGUGUGUGUGUGUGUGUGUGUGCGUGCGCGCGUGUGCGUGUGUGCUCGUGCAUACACGUGUGUCUCGUCUCGGUCAUAGGCAGUCUAGCCUAGGGUUUAAUUUUUGGUUAUGCGCAGGAGUAGGCCGGUGCUGUGUCUGAUGCCGUGCCGCUGAUUGUGCUGAAAUAUUACUACUGACUUCCUGCAGUAGGGGAUGUACUCCUUACUCCCUAUGUGUCAUGUCGUUGUGUUUCUCUCGGCGCACAUUCUAGUCUCUCUUGCUGGGCAGUUCAUUUAAAAUUGCGCUUGAAUAUCUCGUUUCUGAUGCUUUCUCCUUUUCUUUAAUUAAAACCUUUUCUGCGUCACACAAGUUUUCCUUGAUCCCUCCAGCUUGCAUUUCCUUGGUGUCUGCUUGAAUAUUGACUGAAGCGGUGAAGAUAAGAGAACUUGUGUAGGUGCAAGUAUCUGCUCGCCUUUGAGAAGACGUGUGACUCUCUUGUG
Messenger RNA from Sycon ciliatum, 5449 nucleotides. RefSeq lists its product as uncharacterized. The transcript has 8 exons. The coding region runs from base 308 to 3457 and encodes 1049 amino acids. The record is from RefSeq and is a predicted model, not a curated record. Lineage: Eukaryota; Metazoa; Porifera; Calcarea; Leucosolenida; Sycettidae.